Molecule: messenger RNA, 3972 nt
Organism: Talaromyces amestolkiae
Lineage: Eukaryota; Fungi; Ascomycota; Eurotiomycetes; Eurotiales; Trichocomaceae
Exons: 3
Coding region: 1-3972 (1323 amino acids)
Biological process (GO): protein deubiquitination
Molecular function (GO): cysteine-type deubiquitinase activity; protein binding
Source: RefSeq, a predicted model, not a curated record
AUGGAUCCCGUUCAGGAGCCCUCCGUGACACACUCGGAGCCAGCUGGUCUAGCCGUCCAAACCACUACAGAGCCCACAAACACACCCGAUCGACCAGAAGAGGUCGGACAAGCCCCGAACACCGAAAUGGAUACUUCAGAAGAUACUACACAACCCCAGGAAUCGGUUACUGCAGAGACUCAAAGCACCGAGCCCGCAGUAGAGACUGCACCAGAAGUUUCAGUAGAAGCCGCAACAGAAACCGCCGAUGAUACCACUAUGCAAACCGAUGCUCCGGCGACAGAGGUCCCAGAGUCCAACCCCACAGCUACGGAAGAGACUAUCGAGGAAAACGCUCAACCCACUGAUGCUGAGACUACUGAACAAACCGAGUCCACCGAACAAGCAGACUCUGCUCCGGCACCUCCGGAAGAGGAGCCUGCCACCUGGGCUGGUGUUGAAGAGGACACUUCAUCCCCUGAUGAAGAGGAAUUGAAAAAGAUCGAGUCCAGCGAUGGCGAUUACAGUGCUUUAGAAUAUGAUUACUGGGAGAAAUCCUUCUACAGCGACGUCGAUGACCCAGAAUAUCGACCAGCCGAAAAAUCCCGUCUCACAUGGCAAAUCAAAGGUGUACGAGGCACCAAGGAGAAGCCAAAUCGAGCAAAGGUUAUGCGUUCCCCGCCUGCGUACGUUGGAGGAUACUGGUGGACUAUCAAGUUCUUCCCGCGAGGAAACGGUAGCCAGUCUUUGAGUAUCUACGUUGAAUGCUCAAAAGAUAUGCCGGUAGUGGACGAGAAAUUUCCUGAGACCGAGUUUACCGUCCGCACUGGUGCCGCUACGGACAAUUUGAAGGAAAGCGAGCCGAAAAUGAGCAUCAAGAUUCCUGCCUUGGAAAACUCUCAGGAAUGGUACGAGAAUUAUAAAAAGUGCUAUGGCUACACUGGCGUCGACUGCACUCCUACAGAUACUACAACAGAAGGUUCUAAGAAUGUUUGGAGAGUUUCGGCACAGAUUGGUGUUAUCAUGUACAACCCCAAUGAGCCCCGCACAGGCUGGAUGCAGUCUUCUUGCCAUCAGUUCAACCCACACAACCUUGACUGGGGCUGGACAUAUUUCCACGGUCCCUGGGACGAGAUUCACCUUCGCCAGAAGGGCCAACGCCAGGCACUGUUGCGUAACGACACUCUAGCUUUUGAUGCUUAUAUUCGGGUUUUCGACGAUCCAACGCUCUCUCUCUGGUGGCACCCAAGCGACUCGGAGCCGGUUUGGGACAGUCUUGCCGUGACGGGCUACCGCCCAAUUGGCGAUUCGGUCCUCAACCACAGCGCCGAAGUUGCGGGAUUGGCUGCUUGGGUCAAUCUUGCGCCCUUCAGAAAGAUCAUUCAGAGUGUAGAUGUUCAGGAACAUCGCCGCAACUGUAAUGUGAAGCCUCGUCCGUUGUGUGAAGCUCUACAGGAGUUUUUGUGGCGGUUGCGUCAUCAGAGCCCAGAGAGUCAGUGUGUCGAUACCGAUAAAGUCACAUCGACUUUGCGCAACUUGCAUGAAUACUCAAGCGAUGUGGUGGAAUUCUGGGAGAGAAUGCGCCGAACUCUCGAAAUCGAGCUUGAGGGUACUGGUGCAGUCGAGGAGCUUGCUCGACUUUUCGAUAGUCCCCCCGUCGCUGUGAGCGAUCCUCAAGGAUCCAACGUCACUCACACCUUGCCCACCCAGCUCAUCACCAGCGUUCGAAUUCCAGUUGACAAGGAAAAGAAUAUCCAAGGCGCUCUUGGUCGGUAUUUUAAAGAGCAGUCUGGAAAAUGGUCUUUGCCUCCUGUUCUUCACGUUGAGCUUAAUCGCCAACGCUUCGAUCAGUCUUCUCGUCAGUGGAAGCUUCUCUACAAUCGAAUUGAUCUCGAUGAGGUCUUGGAUUUGGCACCCUACGUUGCCAAUGGCCAGUGCGGUGAAUAUGAUCUUUAUGGAUUCGUGAUUCACCGUGGCCGUCGUACGUCUGGCAAAUUUUUUAGCAUUCUGCGACCUGGUGGUCCUGGUUCCAAGUGGGUUGCCUUUGACGAUGGCAGCCACAACCGAGUUGAGUGCUUGACACGAAAGGCUGCUUUGGAGUCUCACGUUGGACUUGAUGAUAGCAAGCUCAAGGAUGCUAAUGACAAGACCGGCCAUGACUUCGCUGUUGCGGCCCUUUACGUCCGUCACGAUGUUGCUCCAGAGUACCUUCCUGGGAAAAUGGAAGACUGGGACGUUGCUGAGCCACUCAGAACCUAUUUCGAAACAGAGUCUUACCCUGCAGUAGACUUGGAAGCCGAAUCCAAAACAGAGCAAACCGUUCAAGUUGAAGUGUAUGGCCUUCCUGCCAUCGAAGAAUCACUUCCAAGCAUCUUUGAUACCUAUGACUUGAUGUCUCAGGCAAAGCGCACGAACAAUGUCAUGUACUUGACUCUACCAAAGAGCACGUCUUUUGCAGAACUUCGCAAGAAGAUUGCUUUUGCCAAGUCUGGCGAUAACAACCAGAUUGCUAGUCAUCGCGUGAAGCUCUGGAAAGUUGGACAUACCAAGAAGCAGCUUGGAGCUGGUCUUUUGUUCGACCGACAAGAUGAUUUGACCGAGACUUUGGCCAAGGAAGAUAAUAUUGUGCGAUUCUGGACUCAUAUCUUGUCCGAGGAAGCAGCCAAGUCAUAUGCUAUACCUGAGCCAGUAGUCGCCAAGACAGUGGAAGAGAAGCCUGAAGAGACGGUGGAGGUUCGUGAUGUUCAGGACUCGGAUGAGGAGAGAUCUUCGGCUGAAGGAUCUGGAAGUGGCGCGGCAGUUGUUCCUGAGCCUGAGAACUCUGCGCAGACAGACGCUGCUACUGUGGCUGAACCUGUGGAAGACCAACAACCGGAAGUCGCUGAAGCUGCUUCUGUUCCAUCUGAGACUGUCACUACUGAUGUGCCUACAUCCGAUGUUCCUGCCACAAUAGCCACUGAUGCAGAAUCGAUGGAUAUCGAUACAACAACAUCUGUCGAAGCGCCAAGCGCUGAGACAGCGCCUGCUGAGACUGAGCAGCCUGCGCAGGAUACAAUUAUGGAAGACUCGCCAUCCGUCAGUCAAGAAAACAGCGCCGAGUCGACCCCUGAUAGUAACGAAGUACCUGCUGAUGUGCCCGAAGCUGUUCCCACUGUACCUCAUGUGUACUACUUCAUCCAGACCUUCGACACCGAAAAACAAGCAUUGAAGCCUGCUGGUGCUUUUGUCUCGUCAUUGAGCGACAAUGUUAUGUCAGAGAUUCGCAAGAAUCUAGGCUGGGAGGACAACAAAGACUUCCUUAUGUGGUCUCGUAUUGACAACACUUCGGUCGUCACAGUUUCUCGCAAUGAUACAUUUUCCAUGUCAGUUGGCGACGGGCAUUGUUUCAUUGUGGGUGACCGACUCAACAAAGAACAACGUGCCAAACUUGGUGGAGCUGGAUUGUUUACCAACCCUGACCGGCUAGUUCAAUAUAUCUGGGCCUCAUCUCGACGACACCCAACUCGUGCUUUCACCGGCACCAAGACUGUGGAUGCCACAUUCAAUGGCGAUUACUACAGUGGUGAGUUCAGCAAAGGCUACUACCACGGCAAGGGUACACACAUCUCCGACACCGGCACCGUGUACAAUGGAGAGUUCAUAUUUGGCCAGCGUCAUGGCCAAGGUAAGAUGGAGUAUCCAUCUGGCGAUACCUACGAGGGUGACUGGGUAGAAGACCAGCGCCACGGCCAGGGCACAUUCAUCGAGAGCAAGACGGGCAACAAAUACGUCGGUGGCUACAAAGAGGGCAAGCGCCAUGGCAAGGGUAUCAGCUACUGGGAAGUGGCAGACGAGGAGAUGGAUCUCUGCCAGAUUUGCUACGGCGAGGAACAAGAUGCGCUUUUCUAUGACUGUGGACACGUUUGUGCGUGCGUUACUUGUGCUCGUGAAGUCGAGAUUUGCCCUAUAUGCCGCAAGAAUGUGCUCAAGGUGGUCAAGAUCUACAAAAUGUAA